AUGGGUCACUGCAGUGCUAGUGCUUUCAUCCAACUUGUCUCACUAAUUAUAUUGUCAGGAAUUUUAUCCCUUGAAACCAUUAAACUCGGUUUCUGCAAUGAUGAUAAUAGUGUGGGCUGCACAGAUAUAGAGAGGAAAGCCCUUCUCAUGCUCAAACAAGGCCUCACAGAUCCUUCUGACCGGCUUUCGUCUUGGGUGGGAGAAGAUUGUUGCAAAUGGAGUGGCGUAGGCUGCAACAACAUAACUGGACGUGUCAACAUGCUCGAUCUUCGCAAUCGCUAUUCAGAUGGGUUAAAUGGUUACAGAUCAAUAGAGCAUGCAUUUGGUGGUGAGAUCAACCCUUCUUUGCUUGUUUUGAAAGAUUUGGUUUACUUAGAUUUGAGCAUGAAUUACUUUGGAGGUGUCCAACUUCCAAGUUUCAUUGGAUCACUAGAGAAAUUGAAAUACCUCAAUCUCUCUGGUGCAUCUUUUGGUGGAAUCAUUCCCCACAAUAUUGGAAAUCUCUCAAGGUUGCUUUAUCUUGAUCUUGGUAAUAACUAUGGUCACCCAAUUGAGACUGACCUUCAAUGGCUUGCAACUCUUUCUUCCUUAAAGUACCUUAACUUGGAAGGAGUGAACCUUGCUAAGACUACAUCCUAUUGGCUUCCCACUGUUAAUAUGCUUCCUUCACUUGUUGAAUUGCAUUUGCCCUCUUGCGGACUUUCCAUCCUUCCUUUCACUCUUCCUUCUAUCAAUUUCACAUCCCUUUUGGCAAGUAUCUGCCCACUUAACUCCGAUAUAACACCAUUAAAUUCUAUUAAAAUAAUACAAACAAAAACAAAACAAAACAAAACAACAAAACAACCUAGCAGGUAA
Molecule: messenger RNA, 855 nt
Organism: Prunus armeniaca (apricot)
Lineage: Eukaryota; Viridiplantae; Streptophyta; Magnoliopsida; Rosales; Rosaceae
Source: the annotation of a GenBank genome assembly